Molecule: messenger RNA, 2139 nt
Organism: Danaus chrysippus (African queen)
Lineage: Eukaryota; Metazoa; Arthropoda; Insecta; Lepidoptera; Nymphalidae
Source: the annotation of a GenBank genome assembly
AUGAGUCGAUUCGCUGCGAACAAUAUUCUUUAUGCAGUGCCUACAAAUACUUCCAAUGGGACUGAUGAAGGAUGUAUGCUACUAAAUCCGUCUCAGAGCGUUAUCAUUACUGGUGCAUACAACGGUAUUCCGCAAACGUUGAUUCUAAAUUUGAUAUCAUGGGUAUGUUUGAUUCUAUUGUUCACCGUAUUACGUCGAACAGCCUGGAACUAUGGACGGAUGGCUCUCGUCCAACGGUCAAAGAGCAGGUGGACUAAUUUAUUUUACCGCGGCAGUGAUAAUGACACAUUGGUAGAGAGGAGACGGAGCACAGAUGAGUCAAUGAACAUAGAUGAAGGUUUUUUCACGUGGUUGCCCGCCGUGUUUCGUCUUACGCGUGAACAAGUGCUCGCUAAAUGUGGCCCAGAUGCCGUACAUUACCUGUCAUUUCAAAGACAUGCUAUAACACUCAUGUUCAUUGUUACUAUAGUAUCUAUUGGGAUUAUACUGCCAAUAAAUUUCCAAGGAACUAACUUACAAGUUGAUGCAAGCACAUUUGGCCGUACUACUCUGUCAAAUCUAAAUGGAAGAUCAUACUGGCUAUGGGUCCACACAUUGAUCAGCAUCAUGUUCCUACCUGUGUCAGUGUUAAUUAUGAGAAGAUGCACCGGCCGCAAACCUGUGCCAAACUCCAUGACAGGAACUAUUAUGAUAACAAAUAUAUCCAGAGCCGACAGAAAUGAGUCAACAAUCAGAGCAUAUUUCACUCAUAAUUUCCCUCACAUACAAAUUGUUGACUUACGACUAGCUUUCAAUAUAAACAAGUUGAAUGAAGUACAAGAGAAGAAAGAAAUGGUCACAGAAGCUCUUAUAUAUACCGAUACAUAUUACAGAAAAACUGGAAAAAGAAUUACUGUGAAACCAACGCUAUGUGGACCGGAGGUUGAUGCUCUAGAAUUCUACACUCAAGAAGAAAAACGUCUCAAAGAUGAAGCUAAGAGAUGUCGUGCUUUAGUCCUCAAUGAUCCUCUCGGUAUAGCCUUCCUAACUCUUCCUUCAUACCAACUGGCUGAGCAUGUGAUCAAUCACUUCAGUUUGCAUAGGGGUUGGGUUCUACAACACGCCACCAACCCAUCAGAUAUUAUAUGGGAGAACUUGAGUGUCCAACCGGGCGUCUGGUAUGUAAAGGCCAUAGUAGUUAACUUCUGUCUAUUCAUUGUUUUGUUUUUCCUUACAACACCAGCUUUCGUUGUCAAUCUCUUCAACACCCUGGUAGCUAAACCAGAGACUCUUAGUAAAAUAAGUAGUUUGAUAUUUGAAUUCUUACCCACACUACUUCUGUGGACCAUGGCGGCUGUAAUGCCUGCUAUUGUCGCUUUCUCUGAUAAAUUUCUUUCCCAUUGGACCAAAUCUCAGCAAAACUAUUCUAUUAUGGCAAAAACUGCGUCGUAUUUAUUAUUAAUGACUUUAAUUCUACCCUCGUUGGGACUAGCCAGUGCUGAAGCUUUCAUUGCAUGGACUCUACACCACGAAAACGACACGUUGCGUUGGGAUUGCGUAUUUUUACCAGACAAGGGCGCCUUCUUCGUCAACUACGUCAUCACCUCCGGCUUCAUCGGAACAGCGCUCGAACUUAUACGAUUUCCUGAAUUAUUCCUAUACGUCUGGUAUCUCUUACAAUCUAAAUCGAAAGCAGAAAAAAGUUACGUAAAGAAGGCCAUCUUAUACGAGUUUCCUUUCGGAGUCCACUACGCAUGGAGUCUCGCUAUAUUUUCUAUAACCAUGGUGUACAGUCUAGCAUGUCCGUUGAUCGCACCGUUCGGUCUCAUCUACUUCGUCCUGAAGCACAUAGGUGAUAAACACAACCUGUACUUCGCGUACGGUCCGUGUGACAUGAGCGGGGUCGGCGGCGGUAGAAUCCAUGCUACAGCCGUCAGGUUGAUCAGAAUAUCGGUGUUGCUCUUGUUGAUUAAACAUGGCGGCCUGGGCAGGGCUGCGGGCUGGUUUCGAGGCUCGGACUAUUAUUUUGAUAAUGGCAUCCGUAGUCGCGUUUGGGACGUUCCUGCUAUUGAGUCCUUUCCCGAGUUGUACGCCGCCAGCGCCCUUACAGUCGGAGACGACCUUGCGGUUUCCCGAGUAUGUGGCUCCAGUUCUCACUAA